Messenger RNA from Arabis nemorensis, 405 nucleotides. Lineage: Eukaryota; Viridiplantae; Streptophyta; Magnoliopsida; Brassicales; Brassicaceae. The record is from the annotation of a GenBank genome assembly.
AUGGUUUUCAAGAGGUACGUUGAGAUUGGGAGAGUGGCACUUGUGAACUACGGCGAGGAUCAUGGGAAACUCGUUGUUAUCGUCGACGUCGUUGACCAGAACAGAGCUUUGGUGGAUGCCCCUGAUAUGGAGAGGAUCCAGAUGAAUUUCAAGAGGCUGUCUCUUACUGAUAUCGUGAUUGAUAUCAACCGAGUGCCAAAGAAGAAGGCUUUAAUCGAGGCAAUGGAAAAGGCUGAUGUGAAGAACAAGUGGGAGAAAAGCUCCUGGGGUAGGAAGCUCAUCGUGCAGAAGCGUAGGGCUAACCUCAAUGAUUUUGAUAGGUUCAAGAUCAUGUUGGCCAAAAUCAAGAGGGCUGGUGUUGUGAGGCAAGAGCUUGCAAAACUCAAGAAGGAGACUACUGCCUGA